Messenger RNA from Salarias fasciatus (jewelled blenny), 995 nucleotides. RefSeq names its product biogenesis of lysosomal organelles complex-1, subunit 3 (gene bloc1s3). Lineage: Eukaryota; Metazoa; Chordata; Actinopteri; Blenniiformes; Blenniidae. Gene Ontology annotation, cellular component: BLOC-1 complex. The record is from RefSeq and is a predicted model, not a curated record. The transcript has 5 exons. The coding region runs from base 55 to 660 and encodes 201 amino acids.
CCGCUUCCUGCCUGCUACUCACAUGACUUGUGUUUAGACUUCCACAGAGAAGUCAUGUCCAGCAGGUACCCGAUCGUGGUGCAGGGCGAGGCUUCUGAGACGGACUCGGACGAUGAAGUGUACAUCACCUCACUGCCUGCGCCGCAGCCUGCCGCCGGCGGAGUCAAGGUCCUGGGGGAGGCGUCUGAAACGGACAGUGAGGGAGACCCGGAGGAGGCCGCCAGAUCUGCUGCACUGAGUGAAAGUGCUCAGAUACUCCGGAGAGACCUGCCUCCUCUUAUUGUUGUCAGAGACCAUCCUGACAUACAGUCUGUAGUGGAGGACAGACCCAGCCCCGUGCACAGGCCCUAUGGAGACACUCUUUUACAACAGAAGCUGCAAGAGUCAAACCACCGGCUGUAUUCUGACGUGGGGCAGACAGUACGACAGAUUUAUGGCCAUGCCAGCAAGGAGGUGCGCAGUGCGACGUCUCAGCUGAACGGAUCGCAGAACGCCAUCAUCAACGCGUCCCACAGCAUCCGAUUAAUCCUGGACGACCUGAAGGCCGUGUCCGAGAAGAUCGAUAUCAUCACCAGCUGUCAGAUCCUGCCUGACAUAAACAUAGACACUCCAAACAGUUAUCCCGCUGCUCAUGUCCCUCAGACAAAUGAAUCCUCGUAAUCAAUAUAUCAAAGAGUAGGACGCCUGGAGAGAGCACUUCUCAUUAUUCCUGUUCUUAAAAGACAUAUCUUUGCCUUUAAGGAAGCACAUUUAUCUCACAGUAACAUACAACAGUGCAGUAGUCAGAAAACAUAAAACAGUUUGACGCCAUUUGUAAAAUUUGAAGUAUGAUGAAUAUGGAAUGUAGUUUAAAAAACAGGGCAACAUGAUCUGAUGAAAAUACACCAUCCUCUAGUGUUUUUGAAGCUUAAAAUGUAAAAAAAAAAAAGAAAAAAAACAUGAAACAGGAUUAAAAAUUUUCAGUUCAGCUCUAAUAACUUUAAAAUAUGUCCCUG